Molecule: messenger RNA, 1552 nt
Organism: Ceutorhynchus assimilis (cabbage seed weevil)
Lineage: Eukaryota; Metazoa; Arthropoda; Insecta; Coleoptera; Curculionidae
Source: the annotation of a GenBank genome assembly
UUCAGUUUCAGAAUCUCCAAAAUAUUAGUUUCCAAUACUUCACUAUAAUCAAAACUUAUUAAAUAUAGCUACCACUUGAACAUAGUCAUAGACAAAGCCAUAAGCGCCUGCCUGGAAAUAUUCAGCACCGUAACAGCCCUAUUUCCAAAAUUCGCCGCCAACGGCGGCUGCCCCAGGCAAAACAUGGCCCUGCAAAACAUCCAGGCCCGCCUCAGAAUGGUACUAAGCUACUUAUUUGCUCAGUUAGUACUGUGGGCCAGAGGCCGCCCUGGCGGAUUAUUAGUACUGGGCUCAGCCAAUGUAGAUGAGGCUUUACGAGGAUAUAUGACUAAAUAUGAUUGUUCUAGUGCCGAUAUUAAUCCUAUUGGUGGCAUAUCAAAAACCGAUUUACGUAAGUUUAUUGUGUAUGCAAAAGACAAAUUUCAAAUUGGUAUUUUGGGGGAAAUUUACCAAGCGCCUCCAACAGCUGAAUUAGAGCCUUUAGUGCAAGGUAAAAUAGCUCAAACUGACGAGCAAGAUAUGGGAAUGAGCUACAAUGAGCUGAGCCAGUUUGGCCGUUUGAGAAAAGUUGAAAAUUGUGGCCCUUUUUCAAUGUACUGUAAAUUGGUCCAAACUUGGUCCGAUACUUGUAGUCCUAAGCAAGUUUCUGAGAAGGUCAAGCACUUUUUUCGCUGCUACGCUAUAAACCGUCACAAAAUGACAGUUCUAACUCCGUCCUAUCACGCAGAAAGCUACAGCCCAGAUGAUAACCGAUUCGAUUUGAGACCCUUUUUAUACCGAGCCAAUUGGUCUUGGCAAUUUAGAGCUAUAGACAAACAGCUGGACUAUUUGACCAGCGCGAAACGAAGUUCCUCGAGCAGCGGCAACGUUGCCAAAAAAUCAGGCAGCACCAAAAUACGUACCGGAGUUACCGUAUAGUAUAGGGCUUUUGUGUAAUAAGCACUUGACAACCUCGCCAUAUCACUUGAUUUUUCUAGCAUUUUUUUCCAAUUUAGUCUUUAAGUAAUAACUGAAUAUUGUUAGAAGUUUGGGACACAAUCUUGCAACUCCAAAGUUUUCCAGGCAGUGUUGCAAGUUUGUGCAAUAAAUUAAAAAACAAAACAACUUUGUAGCGCACAAAACAAAACAAGUAGAUAUUUAUUAAGUAGAUAAAAUAAAUAAAGCCCCCUUUACAAUUAUUUAGGCUCGUUUUUUUAGCCUAAUCACCAUCCCACUAGCUGAAUACAAUACCAAUCUUGCAGUAAGUUUCAAACUAUGUUCCGGUACUUUUAGGAUUUCGAAAUUCCUAAUCAAGUUAGACAGGAGGCAUUUCAUUUCCAGAAUUGCAAAGUUUUUGCCUUAAAAUAAUAGGAAUUGCAAAAUUAAUAAAACAGUUAUUGUAAAUCUUACCUACGCAAUUUCUAGGCUUGACACCAAAAGGCAUAUAAGUGAAUUUGUCAGGUUUUGAAGCGAAUCUUUCAGGUAUAAAUUUUCCGGGUUCUGGAAAAUAAUCUGGAUUAAGGUGGAUUGCGUUUAGGACUACGUUAACGUGAAGGCCAGCUGGGAUUUUUUU